Molecule: messenger RNA, 372 nt
Organism: Adineta steineri
Lineage: Eukaryota; Metazoa; Rotifera; Eurotatoria; Adinetida; Adinetidae
Source: the annotation of a GenBank genome assembly
AUGUAUUUGCCUAGAAAAGAUGAACAACGUCAAUUUCCCAAAUUAAUUGGUCAUACAAAAACAUGGAAUACAUUUAAUACAUCAAAUUUACGUGAUGGAAAACGUAAAGCUGAAACAGUUAGUGAUGAUCUUUUUCUUCGUCAAUUUAUUUAUGGUACAUGGCAUUCAUUAUUUGUAUCCGAACUUAUUAUAAAACGACGACAUAAUAUGAUUAUUCUAAGUGGACUUGUAACACGAACAAUUCAUCCCCGUCGAAUGUAUUUUCUUAUAGGUUAUACAGAAGAAAUACUUUCUGCUCUAUUAAAAACUCCUGUUAAAAUAGAAAUUCAGACUGUAGAAAAUAAAGAUGAAGUGAUUUUUACAUAUUGGUAG